Molecule: messenger RNA, 978 nt
Organism: Epithele typhae
Lineage: Eukaryota; Fungi; Basidiomycota; Agaricomycetes; Polyporales; Epitheliaceae
Exons: 3
Coding region: 1-978 (325 amino acids)
Source: RefSeq, a predicted model, not a curated record
AUGCCUCCCGUCACUUCCUCUCCCGCAGCUCCAAGCGGCACCCCCAGUCCCUUGACGCAUACGCACAACUCCCGGCUGUUCCCUGUAGCCAUCGUCCUGGCUAUCAUCGCUGUGUAUGGCUGUAUCUCUGGGAUUCUCUUCGUUUAUUGCCACCGACCGGCCAUGUCUCGCACGCGCCGCAGGAGGUCGGCGACGAGCGGAUACAACUCCCGCGAACUUCUAGUCUCUGGAGAACAGCGCGAGACCUUGGAGGAGGACUACCUCAAAUCGUCCCCAGGACUUUAUAUGGCAAACCGCCUCGCAUCCGCCUCGUCGUGCAUCAUCGGUUCUCGCCAACACGUACCUGCGAUCGUCGUGUACCCGAGCGACGGCAGUCCCUCUUUCUCGCCAUCCGAGGACGACCUCAGCACGCGCCCCAGGCGCUUCGGCUCUCUCAAACGCGGCUUCAUCUUCCCUGCCCUCUCCGUUACGCCUCCCCCACCACCGCCUUCGCCGCGACCUUCGCUAGGACCAUGGUUUGGUGAUUGGGACGCGGACACGGACGAGCUCGCCUCGCCGCCAUCCCUCUCGUUUUCGUCCUCGGCCUCCCCCUCGUCUUCCAUCUCCUACAUGAGCACGCCCUCUGCGCCCGCGACACCCGCAACACCCGCACUGCUCCAAGUCCCCUCUCGAUCACCGGUGUGCGGCGUCUCGAAGUCCGAGGUCUCUGCCGGCCCUAUGCGGGCAAGCAUGUGGUUCAUCUCUCCUCAGAAGUUUUCCAGCAAGAUGAUACCCACCUCCAAGUCUGGCACGACUGGCCUGGGCCUCCUUGGGGCCGGUCUACCUUCGACGAUGACUGCUCAGCCUGCGAACCUGCUUUCACCCUCGUCCUCGUCAGAGGACGAACUGGCUACUCUCGCGGCUGUUCUGGACUCCAUUCGCCAAGCAAAUUCCGUCGCAGCUUUGCGCCCCGGAGAUUCCGCCGACUGUGUAGUCUGA